AUGAUGCGGCCAGACGUUCGCGGCUUGCGGCUUUCUAUUCAGCGCAAAAAUGGCAGACGACCAACGGGGUCGUCGGAACGGCGUGAAGAAAAUAACGCCGUUUCGUUUUCUCUGGACUCUAUAAAGGAGGCCGUGGACGAGUUGUACACGUUUCGAGACAACUAUUACGUGAAAAACCCCAGCGCUUCUGAAAAGCAGAGAACUGAUGAUGUCGAGGAAAAGCUUAGGAAGAUUCUGGACAAAUUAGACGCUCAAGGAGGAGCACUAGAAAAGGUGGACAGAGCAAAAUUCCAUAUGCUGAAAGGGAAGGCACUUAACAUUCAAGAAGACUAUAACCCAGAGGCACACGAAGCACUUUCCAAAGCUGUGAAGCUCAAUCCCAAACUGGUCGAAGCAUGGAAUGAGCUUGGAGAAUGCUACUGGAAAAAAGGACAGAUUACCAAGGCACGCAACUGCUUUGAAGGUGUUCUGAAAGUGACAAAGGACAAAGUGUCGCUGCGAAACCUGUCUAUGGUCCUUCGGCAAGUUGGAGAAACAGAAGAAGAAAGGCUUAACAAUGUCUGUGAGAGCGUUGCAAAAGCUAAAGAGGCAUUGCAGCUUGAUAUCACUGAUGGAAAGACUUGGAGUAUUCUUGGUAAUGCAUACAUGGCAGUCUUUUUUUCUGGUGCACAAAAUGUCAAGUCACUGCAGCAGGCUUUGGCAGCAUACUCUAGGGCUCUUGAGGAUCCACGAAUGCACUGCUGCUCUGAGCUGUUUCACAAUCGCGCUGCGGCCUUGCAACAUGAGGAGAACUACCAGGGUGCUUUGGAACAACUGGAGCGUGCAUGCUCCUUGGAGCCCCAUUGGACUGAGCCUCGAGAUAAAGCCCAGAACCUGAUGGCACACUUGCAACGACUGGCCAACGCUGUUUCACAUAAGGGUCACCUUAAACCACGCAAGAUCAAGGCUUUGCUAAGCAACCUAAAGGUGCAGCCGCUAGCAGGUCUUGAGCCGGCCAAGUUGCAAGAUCUGUGUCCAGGAAAGAACAGUGGCCGCCUACUCACUGUCAAAGUGGCCUGCAGUGUCCUCUCCCAGGAUCGCUUCCCAUUCACUAUGUGUGCUUUGGAUGAAGAUGCUUCCUGUCUUGCUGUGAAUGUCUACAAUAUGGCUGAUGGACGGGGAUUUGUUGUUGGAGACUCCGUUGCAAUUCCUGAGCCAAAUUUGCAUCAUAUUCGAGUUAAUCACAAAGGCCUUGUGAGUAUUUCUUGCUUGUUUACAAAAUCUUGUGUACGAGUUGGACAUAAGGCAUUCUGUGCCUUUUAUAUUUAAGAUCUUUCAUACAUACUCCAUGUUAUAUGUGUAUACCUGAAGCCUGAUCAUGUUGGCAUGCUGAAUACAUAGACACAUUGUUCACAGUAAGAUGUUCAUUGGCGAUGCUGAUAAGAGAUUCCUCCAUGACAGCAGCAGUUGCUGACUCAUCCGCAGCAUGUUAUGUCGGAAUUCUUUGUACAGUAUAGACCACUUCUAAUGUAACCGCUUAUAGUGCAGGACCGGAUAUAGUACGGUCUUUUCAGACUCCCGUUAAUUUUCCCACAGCACUCCAUGUAUACGCAUACCACUUACAGUGCAGCCGCUUGAGACAAAAUAUUGGUUAUAAUG
This is a messenger RNA of Dermacentor silvarum, 1638 nucleotides long. RefSeq names its product tetratricopeptide repeat protein 5. NCBI's taxonomy places the organism in Eukaryota, Metazoa, Arthropoda, Arachnida, Ixodida, Ixodidae. The transcript is spliced from 10 exons. The record is from RefSeq and is a predicted model, not a curated record. Gene Ontology annotation, molecular function: protein binding. Bases 1 to 1308 code for a protein of 435 amino acids.